UGCCUUACGAAUGAUGCACCAAUCAAAUGGAGUCCACGUGCGGUGAGUCCAAAAGUCAUGUGCUUUGACAAAAAGAUACGCGACGUGUUUGUAUCUGUGCGGGUCAUUGGACAGUCAUUCUCAAGUGGCAUGGUGUUCAAUAUAUCCAUAAAUGUAUAAAUUAAUGCUUUGAUCACAUUAUCAUUGAUAUUAUAAUGAACCCUCCCCCUCCCUCCCCCUGGCCUCCUGCGCUUUCCGCAUUUCGUUUCGUUCAUCGUCGUUCAUCGUUGUCGUUUUCUUACUUUGCAAGUGUGCUUUUGUGUUGAAUCACAAAAACAGCAGCAAAUACCAUUCAAACAAGUCAAAGAUUCGUCUUUUACAUACGCAUAUCCACGCACAUUUAAUGACGAUGACGCUUGCAACCUGUCAAACGGAUCCUAUUCUGUCAAAGGGAAUGGAGAUGGAAACAAAGCUUCUCAAUCAGGAUGAGACGGUUGCCGCCCAGGCCUUGUUCAAGGCGCAACUCGAUGCCUUCUUGUUGAUGGCUACAGCUCGCCGUCAUCAACAACCGCCAACUCCGCCGCCUCAGCCUGCCGACCCCGCCCGGACCGCGACCGUGACCGCGUCCGUCAAGGUCCAACAAGAACCAAAGACAAUGGCAACCAUCACACCCAACACACUGGCACUGAACGGUUAUGCAAAGCUACUGCCGGCUACACACUUGACACCUAUGCCCUUCAACGACUUUCUUGCUGCUGCUGUCGCCGCAGCCGCCGCUGCCAAUAUACCUACAACUAGUUUACCCGCCAACGCCACAGUAGCAGCAACGACUGCAGCCGCGCUGCCCAGCAACAUUUUACCUGCAGCUGUAUCGUGCACAGCAUCGCAGCGUGCAGCUCAGUCGCUCCCGUACACGACAGCAGCAGCGUCAUUGCUGUCUCAGGCUUUGUUUGUCCACACAAAGAUUGAGGAUCAGGUCGCGCCAGCUGGAGCUCCGCCAUCACCGCCCUAUGACUCUGCCUUUGGGCGCAAGAGAAGAAAGGGUUAGGGUUAGGGUUAGGGUU
Molecule: messenger RNA, 1043 nt
Organism: Spizellomyces punctatus DAOM BR117
Lineage: Eukaryota; Fungi; Chytridiomycota; Chytridiomycetes; Spizellomycetales; Spizellomycetaceae
Exons: 1
Coding region: 383-1027 (214 amino acids)
Source: RefSeq, a predicted model, not a curated record